This is a messenger RNA of Macrosteles quadrilineatus (aster leafhopper), 4056 nucleotides long. RefSeq lists its product as uncharacterized. The record is from RefSeq and is a predicted model, not a curated record. Bases 1 to 3942 code for a protein of 1313 amino acids. Gene Ontology annotation, molecular function: 3'-5' DNA helicase activity; nucleic acid binding; ATP binding. Gene Ontology annotation, cellular component: chromosome; cytoplasm; nucleus. The transcript has 23 exons. Lineage: Eukaryota; Metazoa; Arthropoda; Insecta; Hemiptera; Cicadellidae. Gene Ontology annotation, biological process: double-strand break repair via homologous recombination; DNA replication.
AUGGUAGAUAGGCUCCUCUCUCAACUGCAGACUCUCGUGGACCAUUCCCAUCUUCCGAGUGAUAACACUGUUUCCAGAUCAACGAAUGUUCCUAGAUCCAGCACAGCAAGUACAGGAUUCAUACACAAGAAGCCAAGCGUCUCACUGCUCAGACUCGUCAAACAGUCUCAGUCUGGUGGUGUCUCUAAGACAUGGGCCAAACUACUGCAUCAAUACAAGAAUGAAAUAAAAUUAGCUGAAGAAAACAAAGUAGUCAGGAAGUCUGAGUCAAUAACUCCUAGAGUUCCUACUUCCCAUCCUCGUAAUGAUGAUCGUGGGAGCUACAAUGAUGGGAUGUCACUAAACCAGGAGGAAGGCAGAGGUUACAACUUUUCCCCUCCAAAACAACAACAUCACAACAAUGAGUACAUGCCAUCAUUAGAAGAUAAUGAAGAAUUCUGUAAUUUUUCCUCUCCUAGACAACAAAAUGAUGAUAAUAGUAGAUACAUUCCUCCGUUUGUGGAUAAUGAAGGGGCUUCUAAUUUUUCCUCUCCAAGACCGCAAAAUGAUGACAACAAUGUGGACUGGGGACCUGACUGGGGUCCAGACUUGGACUGUGAUCAAUUCCUGGAGUCGAUCACUCACUUGGAGGCUUCUACUUCAUCAGCGAAUAAAUCAGAGUACUUCCAAACCAACAGAACCUCUCUUCCUAGCAUCAGAGAGUCUCCUCAACAGCAGCCGGAGAUCAAAGACGACUCCGCUGAGUUCAACCACACAAACUUUCCACACUACCAGGAGAUGUUGAGGGUGUUCAGACAGCAGUUUGGGCUAGCCAAGUUCCGCAUGAAGCAGCGUGAAGCACUGAACGCCGCCAUGUUGGGGCACGACUGCUUCGUGCUGAUGCCGACUGGGGGAGGCAAGAGCGUGUGUUACCAGUUGCCCGCUCUGUUGCAGAGGGGUCUCACUGUAGUGAUCAGCCCUCUCCGCUCACUUAUACUGGACCAAGUCAACAAACUCAAGAGUUUGGACAUACCUGCUGCUUGUCUGAUGGGAGAUAACACACAGACUGAGACGAACAGGAUCUAUAGUGAGCUGGUUAGGGUCAACGGACCUGAUUUCCAUCUGUUAUUUGUUACGCCGGAGAAGAUAGUUGCGUCGCAGCGGCUGGUCGGUAUCCUACAAGGGCUGUUCAACAGAGGAUUGUUGGCGAGGUUUGUCAUUGAUGAGGCUCAUUGCGUGUCUCAGUGGGGACAUGACUUCAGGAAGGACUACAAGCGACUAAGUCAGUUGCGUGAACAGUUCCCUGGGGUGCCCAUGAUGGCUCUGACAGCCACAGCCACUCUCAGAGUCAGGAAGGACAUCCUCCACCAGUUACACAUGACUAAUACCAAGUGGUUUGUCUGCAGCUUUGACAGACCUAACCUUGCCUACAGUGUCCGCUACAAGACCAAGAACACUCUGGAAGAGAUUAUUUCCUUCAUCAAAAAACAAUACCUAAGGAAAUCCGGAAUCGUGUAUGGUUUCUCUCGUAAGGAGUGUGAGACGACGGCUCGUGCUCUUCAGGCCGCUGGUAUACAGGCAGAUUGUUAUCACGCUGGGCUCAGCGACAAGCAAAGAGCUAAAGUACAGACUGACUGGGUACUCAAUAAGAUUAAGGUAGUGGUGGCUACCAUAGCGUUUGGUAUGGGUAUAGACAAGCCAGACGUGAGGUUCGUGGUCCACUACACCAUGGCCAAGAGUAUAGAGGGCUACUACCAGGAGGCGGGGCGAGCUGGCCGAGACGGAGACACAGCUGUCUGUAUACUGUACUACAGUGUGGCGGACGUGUGCAAGCUGCGUAAAAUGAUAGAUAUGGACUCUGAAGGAACAAAGUCCUCGAAGGACACUCACAGAGACAAUCUACGACGAAUGGUAGAGUACUGCGAGAACAAGAGCGACUGUCGGAGAACUAUUCAGCUGCACUACUUUGGAGAGAACUUCAAAGGUCGCUGUCCGAACAAUCCGUUACUCGCCUGCGACAAUUGUCUCUGCCAGGAGAGUUACAGAGUGGAAGAUGUGACAGAAGUGUGCAGAGCCAUUGUGAUGAUGGUGGCUCAGAUCUGUAACAAGUCUUUGUUGUUACAGGAGAGUUACAGAGUGGAAGAUGUGACAGAAGUGUGCAGAGCCAUUGUGAUGAUGGUGGCUCAGAUCUGUAACAAGUCUUUGUUGUUACAGGAGAGUUACAGAGUGGAGGAUGUGACAGAGGUGUGCAGAGCCAUUGUGAUGAUGGUGGCUCAGAUCUGUAACAAGUCUUUGUUGUUACAGGAGAGUUACAGAGUGGAGGAUGUGACAGAAGUGUGCAGAGCCAUUGUGAUGAUGGUGGCUCAGAUCUGUAACAAGUCUUUGUUGUUACAGGAGAGUUACAGAGUGGAAGAUGUGACAGAAGUGUGCAGAGCCAUUGUGAUGAUGGUGGCUCAGAUCUGUAACAAGUCUUUGUUGUUACAGGAGAGUUACAGAGUGGAAGAUGUGACAGAAGUGUGCAGAGCCAUUGUGAUGAUGGUGGCUCAGAUCUGUAACAAGUCUUUGUUGUUACAGGAGAGUUACAGAGUGGAAGAUGUGACAGAAGUGUGCAGAGCCAUUGUGAUGAUGGUGGCUCAGAUCUGUAACAAGUCUUUGUUGUUACAGGAGAGUUACAGAGUGGAGGAUGUGACAGAAGUGUGCAGAGCCAUUGAAAUGUUGGUGGCUCAGAUCUGUAACAAGUCUUUGUUGUUACAGGAGAGUUACAGAGUGGAGGAUGUGACAGAAGUGUGCAGAGCCAUUGUGAUGAUGGUGGCUGAGAUCUGUAACAAGUCUUUGUUGUUACAGGAGAGUUACAGAGUGGAGGAUGUGACAGAAGUGUGCAGAGCCAUUGUGAUGAUGGUGGCUGAGAUCUGUAACAAGUCUUUGUUGUUACAGGAGAGUUACAGAGUGGAGGAUGUGACAGAAGUGUGCAGAGCCAUUGUGAUGAUGGUGGCUCAGAUCUGUAACAAGUCUCAGUGGGAUAACUUCACCAUCAACCACCUGGUGGAUGUCUGUAAGGGCAGUCGUUGCAAGAAGGUGGUGGAUAAUGGACAUGACACCUUGGAUGCGUUUGGCAGUCUCAGUGUUUGGGACAAGGUAGAUAUCUGCAGACUGAUCAACAAGCUGGUGAUGGACAGAGUGUUGGAGGAGUACCAUGUCACCAAGUAUGACAACACCAACUCCUACAUCAGACUGGGCCAGAGAGCUGAGAGCCUUGCUAACGGCCGAGACAAGGUUGAGUUCUCCAUACGCAAGCUUGCCAGGAAGAGUUCAGUUGUGAACCCAGCGGAGGGCAAUGAGGCUAUGAGUGAGAUGGAUGCGAUACAUGAGCAGUGCUUCAGUGAGCUGAUGGAUGUCGUAACGGCCAUCGCAGAGGUCAGCGGAGUCAACACAAACACCAUCAUGAACAUACAGUCUCUAAAAGGAAUGUCUCUGAAAUUACCUGAAACCAGAGAGGAAAUGUUGAAGAUUAUCGGUGUGACACAUGCUAACUAUGAAAAAUAUGGCAAAGAUUUGCUUAAAAUCACAAGCAAAUAUGCGGAGGAGAGAAAUAAGCUAAAUUUUGUCGAACCAAAGAAGAAGAGAUCUUUGUCUCCUACGUCCUUCAGGCCACACAACGGCCCUUCAAAACGAAGAAAAUCCUCUACAGAAGACUCUCCGGCAGGAUCCUACAUUGCUCCAUAUGCCGCCAAGAUGAAGAAUAGAAAGUUUAAUCCACGCAAGAAGAAAUGGAAAACAACGAAAUCUAAGAAUGUUAGAGGUGCUAGCAACAGUAGGGCUAACCCCUCUAGUGGCUCUGGCUCAAGCAGUUAUCGAGCAACCGCUAGUGGAAAUCACAACACGUUGCAACCGAACCGGACUCUUCCUCCUACCAAGCGGCCCGGCUUCAUGCCCGCACCAAGAGUGUCCAUGAUGAAUAAGUGAUGUAAAAUGUCAUCCUCAUAACAAAAUAAGAAAUGGAUCUUGGAAAAACGCCAAUCUGUGGAGUUAGACCUAUAUUUCUGAUUUUGAUUACUUUACAUUACACCUGCAGGUGAA